Messenger RNA from Polyodon spathula (Mississippi paddlefish), 2364 nucleotides. RefSeq names its product kelch domain containing 4 (gene klhdc4). The coding region runs from base 104 to 1876 and encodes 590 amino acids. NCBI's taxonomy places the organism in Eukaryota, Metazoa, Chordata, Actinopteri, Acipenseriformes, Polyodontidae. The transcript has 12 exons. The record is from RefSeq and is a predicted model, not a curated record. Gene Ontology annotation, molecular function: protein binding.
CGUAGGAAGUACUUUGUCGCAACUUUCACAUGUGUGUUUCUGGCUGUACGGCUUGGUUCACGUUUUACAGCAGUUUUCAAGAAGUUGCGCUAGAAACAUAAACAUGGUCAAGAAAGGCAAAAAGGAGAAGAAAGUCAAGGGUGCUGAAAAAACAGCCGCUAAAAUGGAGAAAAAAGUCUCCAAAAGAUCAAAGAGGGAGGAGGAGGAUCUUGAAGCUCUGAUCGCUGAGUUCCAGGCACUUGAUUCUAAGAAGACGCAAGUUGUUGAAACAGCCUGCCCCCCCCCUUCACCUCGGUUAAACGCCUCCCUCUCUGUCCAUCCUGAGAAAGAUGAGCUAAUCCUAUUUGGUGGUGAAUAUUUCAAUGGGCAAAAAACCUUUCUGUACAGCGAUCUGUUCUUUUACAACAUUAAGAAGAACUCUUGGACAAAAGCUGACGUUCCAAACCCUCCACCUCGCCGCUGUGCGCACCAGGCCGUCGUGGUGUCGCAGGCUGGCGGCCAGCUCUGGGUUUUCGGAGGGGAGUUUGCGUCUCCAGAUGGUGAACAGUUUUACCACUACAAAGACCUGUGGGUGCUUCAUCUGGCCACCAAGACCUGGGAACAGAUCAAAGCCACUGGCGGGCCUUCAGGGAGAAGUGGGCAUCGGAUGGUGGCCUGUAAGAGACAGCUGGUCAUCUUUGGAGGUUUCCAUGAAAGCACAAGGGAUUAUGUUUAUUACAACGAUGUUUACACCUUUAAUCUGGACACCUUCACAUGGGCCAGAAUCGCCCCCUCUGGAACCGCCCCCUCCCCUCGCUCUGGCUGUCAAAUGACCACCACACCAGAAGGGGCCAUCAUCAUCUACGGGGGAUACUCAAAAGUGAAAGUGAAAAAGGAUGUGGACAAAGGUUCUCACCACACAGACAUGUUCCUGCUGAAAAAUGAAGGCAAAGAGGGACAAGAUAAGUGGGCAUGGAGCCGAAUUAACUCUGCAGGGGUGAGGCCCACGCCCCGCUCAGGGUUCUCCCUCGCCGUCGGCCCCAACAACCGCACGGUGCUCUUCGGAGGGGUGUAUGAUGAGGAGGAUGAUGAGUCGCUGGAGGGAGACUUCUACAAUGACAUGUACUUCUACGACAUGGUCAAGAACCGCUGGUUCACAGGCCAGCUCAAGGGUCCCAAGACGGAGAAGAAAAAGCGUCGGAGAGACAAGAAGGCAGAGGAGGAGGGUGCUGGGGGAGAGGCGGGGGUGGAGAGGGUGGCACCCCAGGAGCCGGUGGAGAUUGUGAAGGAGAUUGUGGGAGAGGACGGGACCGUAAUGACCAUCAAGCAGGUCAUCUCGCCACCCAGUGCCCAGGGGGGCGCAUCGGACUCAGAGAGCGAGGAGGAGGAGGAGGGGAGCGAGGCGGGUGGAGCCGAAGCUGCCACGGUGGAGCCUUGUCCUCGCUCCAAUGCCAUGACCACUGUAAAGCAUGGGGUCCUCUAUGUCUACGGGGGCAUGUUCGAGGUGGGAGACAGGCUGUUCACCCUCAAUGACUUUUACAGUGUCGACCUGCACAAGAUGGACGAGUGGAAGGUUCUUGUGGAGAUGGAUCCCAAAACGCAGGAGUGGCUGGAGGAGUCUGACUCUGAGGGAUCGUCGGACGAGUCUGAUGAAGGAGCGACAGGGGGGGAUGAUGAAGAGGACGAUUCAGAUGACUCGGAGGAAGAAAGCAAGGAAGGGGAAGAGAAUGAUCACCCUCCUGUUAAGCCUGGAGAGGAGUAUGGAGACUACCUGAGCAGGACUGAAGAGUACUGGGUGAAAGUGUCCCGGGCGAAUAUGGGCCCAGAAGCCAAGGAAAAGAAAGUUGUGAAAGUAGCUCGUGCCAUGGCAAAGGUUUUGUAUGACGGCCUGGUUUGACCUUAUACCAGCUUACAUGAACGACAGACAUUGACUAAAGCAAGUCCUUCUUGCAUGGAAUUAAAACGUAUAAAACACACAGGAAAUCAGUUUCAAAGGUUCAUCUUUUUAAUGUUUAAAAAUGACUAUUUCUUUCAGAGAUUUUGUCAACACCAUUUUUGUGCAUUGGAAUAUUCUUCUACAACUGCCUUGCUUUUUUUAAUGACUACACAGUUAACGUUCUUUUUAUUCAAUGUACAGAAUUUACCUGUUAUUUCAAGAACUUGCAUGCUCCUAAAAUUCAACAUUCAUUCUAGUUAAUUUGAAAAUCCUCUAAUAUCUCGACAGGAUGAGGAGGCACGGUUUGCUAUAAUUGUAAUGUGUGUGUGUAUAACUUGGUCCAGUUAUGCUUGUAUUAUUUGGUUAUUUUAUUGUUUAGGAUUUUCUGUAUAUUUUCUGUAUUGCAGACUCUGUCAUUAUUAAAUAUGGGUGCUACUGUUUUUUGAUAA